GAUGUAAUAUAUUCUUAGUUACAAGUACUCCUUCAUAAAAUUCUUAAAAUUAUUUUGAUUAUUGUUCUGCGCAAUGACGGCUGCGCAUUGCACGUAUAUAAAAUUGCAUAUCAAAUUUAAUCGCAUUACUUGACUUAUCGACCAAAUUGAACAUAUAUAAAUUGUAUCGCAGUAUAGCGAUCAUGUUAAAUACGAAUAAUAAAAGAAAAUUAAAUUUAUUGAGAUAUUAUAGCUCAUCGAAAUUUUAGUAACUAUGCGAUGGAGGGAUUAGUUGGUAAUAAUGCUGGAAGGUGCGCUAGUGUUCCACUAAGCUACCCCCAGUCUUACUACCCCCACCCUUCCGUUUCAGCUCCCCUAGCUAGUGCAAAUCUCGACGGAUGAAUGUUUUCUUAAGGGAUUCUUCCCGAAACCGACGCGAAAUUAUAAGAGGAGUCAUCUGAGGCUUAGAAUUGCGUUCCUGGGGGGUGAUGGUACUCACGCCGACAGCGUCUCCCACAAAGAUUUCACCAUUUUUCAAUUAACAAAAAAAUUGUCUGCGUCGCACACACGUCACAAAUUCUUCGGUUAACCUGUCGGCUGGCUUCCUUCAAGUUAUUUUACCACAAUCAUGGAAAGCGGAAGUAAUUUGCCUAGUCCAGGCAAUUACCCUGGUGGUAAUCGACAACAAUUUUGUGUAUCAUGGAAUUCUCAUCAAUCGAACAUGCACAGUGCUUUUCCAAAGUUAUUGAGCUCGGAACAAUUCGUCGAUGUUACUUUAGCUUGUGAUGGUGGUUCUAUAAAAUGUCAUAAAGUGGUAUUAUCCGCCUGUAGCGAUUACUUAGAACGCUUGUUGCUAGAAAUUCCGUGUACUCAUCCUAUUGUUUUUCUGAGAGAUAUGAGAAUGUGGGAACUUCAAGCACUGGUCGAAUUUAUGUACCGUGGUGAAGUAUACGUUGAACAACAACAACUUGCUAAAUUGAUGCAAGCGGCAGAAGUCCUACAGGUUCGUGGCUUAUCCACUCAGGGAAGUGAUAGCUCUUCAAUCGAGAGUAACUCACAACAAGAUUCUAAUCCACCAAUUACUCCAUCAACGCCAACUCAACAUGAUGUACCUCAAUACAAAUCAGACGAUAUUCCAUCUAACGACGAAGGAAGCUCAAGCUUUUUGGAGCCUACCUCAGUUCCUGGAUCUAGUACAGGAAACGUUACAUCUCAAAAUAAUACUCCAACUUCGCAAAAUCCAAAUUCAUCUAAUUUUAUGGAACACAGUGAAGCAUUACAGCAUUUGGAAAAAGCCCUUAGCGCUUGCGAAGCUACUCUUACGGAAACUCAGGGGAUGGUUAAAAUGGAACCAGACGAACAAUUUUCUCAACAACAGGAUGUCAAACCUUAUUCCAUCACUAUGGUACGAAAUAGUAACUGCAGCAAUCCCAGCAGUCCGUAUCCUGUUACAGAAGGCUAUCAAAGACGACAAAGGCGUUCUGAAGAAGAACUCAGACAAGCUUCGGACAUGGUUGCACGUGGCAUGACAUUUCAAGUUGCAUCUGAAAAAUAUAAUAUACCAAUCAGUACGAUUCGUUUCUAUAUGGUUAGGAAGGGAAUUUUACAAAGGCGAAAGCGUGGCCGUGGUUCAAGCAAUCUUGGAGUAAACAGUCAACCUGAAAGCCCUGCAAGCCCACCAUAUCAUAUGAUAAACUACCGUUUACCAGACAGCCUAAAUUCCAGCCUACCGUAGUGCUAUACCAAAAGUAGUGAGUUUUUAGAUUUCAGUUGAAUCGAACAAAUUAUUUGUCGCUAAAGUUAGAGCUGUUCUGGACCGUCAUCCUUUCCUUUUAAACUCUUUAUGAGUUUUCUCUUUAUCCGUAUAUUAUUUUACAAUAUCUAAGAUGUUAAGUAUAAACGCGGUAUGCAGGCGUUAAUAAGAGUAUCUACUACUGCAUAAAACUCGUGCAUUUAUUUUAAAUUUUCAUAUAUAAAUUUUUUAAACGCAUGCACUGUAUAUAUGUAUGUAUAUAC
Messenger RNA from Polistes canadensis, 1995 nucleotides. RefSeq names its product broad-complex core protein isoforms 1/2/3/4/5. The transcript is spliced from 5 exons. Gene Ontology annotation, molecular function: DNA binding; protein binding. Bases 608 to 1714 code for a protein of 368 amino acids. The record is from RefSeq and is a predicted model, not a curated record. NCBI's taxonomy places the organism in Eukaryota, Metazoa, Arthropoda, Insecta, Hymenoptera, Vespidae. Gene Ontology annotation, cellular component: nucleus. Gene Ontology annotation, biological process: regulation of transcription by RNA polymerase II.